GCCAACCAUCCCUCCUCACCUCAAACAAAACAUAACUAUUCCAUUGAUCCCACGCCAUCAUGCCCCAGACUCUACGCUUCGUCACCCUCGACGUCUUCACUACCGAACCCUUCCUAGGCAACCCCCUAGGCGUAGUCUUCCUCCCCAACGACCCAGAAAAUGCCAUCACGCAAGAGAAAAAGCAACUAAUAGCCCGCGAAUUCAACUACCCGGAGACGAUCUUCGUGCACCCGCACGAGAAAGCCGACCCCACCAGAAAAAUCGACAUCUUCACCACAGCCGAAGAACUCCCCUUCGCGGGUCAUCCCACCAUCGGCGCAGUAACAUGGUUCCUGGAACUCUCGCCCGACAAUGACGAUCGCACGAAUGUGCAAACUCUCAUGACAAAAGCGGGUCCGUUCGCCAUGACCCGCGUCCCGAACUCGGGUACCGUUGCUGCUAAGAUCGCGCAUAAUGUGCAUAUCCAUUCGAAACGGUUCCCGGUGGCGGAACUGCUGCGGCUUCAUCCUUCCCUGAGACCUUAUCUUGGGGGGGAUGAUACUGCGGGAUUCCCGGUUUUCUCGAUUGUGAAGGGCAUGAGUCAGGUGCAUGUUCAGUUACCUAGUUUGGAGGCUUUGGCUGCGGCUGAGGGGCCGGUGAGUGGGGAGGUUGUUCCUUGUACUUCGGUGGCUCAGGGUGGGUAUCUGGAUGCUGGGUGGGAAGGGGAUGGUUUGAUUGUCGUGUAUUUCUUUGUUCCGGGGGUUUAUGAUGAGAAGACUGGGAAGACGGUUAUCCGGUCGCGGAUGUUCUUGAGGAAUUUUGAGGAUCCGGCUACGGGGAGUGCGGCGAGUGGAUUGGCUGCGUAUUUGACUUUAACUCGGAGUGGGGAGUCGAGCGAGACUGCGUAUGAUUAUGAUAUUGUGCAGGGAGUGGAAAUGGGGAGGAGGAGUGAUAUCGGUGUUGCUGUUACUCUGAAUGGGGAGGAUAAGAGCAAGGUAGAGAGUGUUGAGCUUCGGGGAACUGCGGUGCAAGUUAAGUCGGGUGAUAUUAGGGUAUGAUUUGGAGUAGUUUCGAAAGUGUCUUGAGAUUUUCAUGACUUUUUUAAGGCUUCGCUAGCGCUGAUGAGGUAUAAAUAUGAAGGUCAGAGUCUUAUUUUACCAGAAUUUGGAAAUAAUUAUGCUAGUC
Messenger RNA from Aspergillus caelatus, 1164 nucleotides. Its product is annotated as PhzF family phenazine biosynthesis protein. Gene Ontology annotation, biological process: biosynthetic process. Lineage: Eukaryota; Fungi; Ascomycota; Eurotiomycetes; Eurotiales; Aspergillaceae. Gene Ontology annotation, cellular component: cytoplasm. The record is from RefSeq and is a predicted model, not a curated record. The transcript has a single exon. Gene Ontology annotation, molecular function: isomerase activity. Bases 60 to 1037 code for a protein of 325 amino acids.